GGAUUGGUCGGGAGUUUCUUACUUUUGAGUUUUGAGGGAGUGAAUUCCUCUUCUUCAACGGGGAAGAGAAAAGAGCGACGCCUAGCCGCUUUGAAAUUUGAACAACACCGGCCUUCGCGUUAAACUUCGAUCUCCUCGGGUAACCCUCGGGAGAUUUGGGUGGCUCAUCUGUAGACGAUGAAGUAGUUGGAGGAGGGGUAGUGAUCCAACAAUGCA
Molecule: messenger RNA, 216 nt
Organism: Linum tenue
Lineage: Eukaryota; Viridiplantae; Streptophyta; Magnoliopsida; Malpighiales; Linaceae
Source: the annotation of a GenBank genome assembly